CAUAAGUCGCGACCCUUUUGUCUGCAACAUCGGUAAGUACUUUUCCAAUCCGUCCGGGGUAAUUUCGACACGUUACAAAAUUUAUUGUUCAAGUUUGUGGAAGCCGCGGCCCGACCAGGCAUUUUGCACCUGCUCGACUGCCUACCUGCAGACCCCAUGUCUCAAGCCCAAGCUGAAGGACAUCAGUCCUCCUACACGCAGCCGUUGGCAUCCGACCAGACUCCUGACCCUGAGAGUUUGGAAAACAAAGAACGAGAAGCAGCAAAAAAUGUCUCCGUAAUCAGGGGACUAGGAUGGCUUGACCGCUUCCUUGCGGUGUGGAUCCUUCUUGCCAUGAUCAGUGGCGUACUACUAGGAAACUUCGUUGAAGAGACGGGACCGGCCCUCCAAAAGGGCAAAUUCGUUGGCGUCUCCGUACCUAUCGCGUUGGGCUUGCUCGUCAUGAUGUACCCAAUCCUUUGCAAAGUUCGCUACGAGACGUUGCACAAAUUGUUCCGAACUCGCGCUCUCUGGGCCCAGAUUGGGUUUAGUGUCUUUAUGAAUUGGAUUGUGGCACCGCUUCUCAUGCUUGGUCUUGCUUGGGCUUUCUUGCCAGAUAAAAGCGAACUGCGAACAGGAUUGGUGUUGGUAGGACUAGCUAGAUGCAUCGCAAUGGUCUUGAUAUGGAACAAUCUAGCUGGCGGAGACGAGGAAUAUUGCGCCAUUUUGGUAGCAGUGAACUCCAUUCUCCAAAUGAUACUUUACGCUCCACUUGCCAUCCUCUUCGUCAAGGUAAUUAGCCGCGAAACUGGCACGACCGCCGUCUCCUACGAAACGGUCGCGAAGAGCGUUGCAGUGUUCCUUGGGAUACCUCUGGGCGCUGCAGUUCUGACACGCUUCGUAUUGCGAAGGCUGAUUAGCCCAGAGUGGUACGAAAAGGUUUUCCUCAAGUGGCUGGCGCCGUGGUCCCUCAUCGGCCUUCUUUAUACCAUCCUGGUCCUUUUCGCCUCCCAAGGCCGCCAAGUCAUACACCAAAUUGUCUCUGUUGUUAGAGUUGCGGCGCCUCUCAUCGUAUACUUCAUGGUUAUCUUUUUCUUUACACUGAUCGUGUGUCAUAAGCUUGGCUAUGGUUACAAACUCGGGGCCACCCAGAGCUUCACAGCUGCGAGUAACAACUUCGAACUCGCCAUCGCGGUUGCUGUUGCCACGUAUGGCCCGAAUAGCGACCAGGCACUUGCUGCUACAGUCGGACCUCUCAUUGAGGUACCUGUAUUGGUUGGAUUAGUGUACCUAGUGAGAUGGAUGGGUGGCAGAUGGAAUUGGAGAGAGACUUAGUAGGCGGAGGGUAUAACUGGGCAUUCUGUAAUAGGGGACUUACUAGAGCCGUAUGAAUGCUGG
This is a messenger RNA of Paraphaeosphaeria sporulosa, 1377 nucleotides long. RefSeq names its product arsenical-resistance protein. Gene Ontology annotation, cellular component: plasma membrane. The transcript is spliced from 3 exons. The record is from RefSeq and is a predicted model, not a curated record. Lineage: Eukaryota; Fungi; Ascomycota; Dothideomycetes; Pleosporales; Didymosphaeriaceae. Gene Ontology annotation, biological process: antimonite transmembrane transport; arsenite transport. Bases 157 to 1314 code for a protein of 385 amino acids. Gene Ontology annotation, molecular function: antimonite transmembrane transporter activity; antiporter activity; arsenite transmembrane transporter activity.